Molecule: messenger RNA, 7868 nt
Organism: Daktulosphaira vitifoliae (grape phylloxera)
Lineage: Eukaryota; Metazoa; Arthropoda; Insecta; Hemiptera; Phylloxeridae
Gene: cher
Product: filamin-A
Exons: 38
Coding region: 452-7582 (2376 amino acids)
Biological process (GO): actin cytoskeleton organization
Molecular function (GO): actin filament binding
Source: RefSeq, a predicted model, not a curated record
CGCACGACGUUAGUCCCUUUUCUCGUUCAGUUUCUUCUCAAAACAUUCAACGAAACGACCGCACUUAUUACAUUAAAGGACAUUUUUAUCACUUCGGUUUAAUUCAAGUGCCGAAUACAUCUUGCGGUUGAUCGUUAAUUAUUGUACUGAUAUAUCAAUCUAAGUAACAGUAAAAAACAGUGUUGCAGUAAUCUUUCAAAGGUUCGCGAUUGGUUUGAGUAGUUAUUAGGUGUGUUUUUAAACAUUUAAUCAAACGUUUUUUCCUUCUUGAAAGAAAGAUUUCUUAAGCCCAAAGAUUUUUUGGUGUUCAAAAUUAGAAUCAUUUAUCGGAGAAAAAUUAUAUAAAGCAGGUGUAGCGGAUCACACAGAGGGCGCAGCAGCGGCUGUAGCAACCGCAUCGGUCACACUACCGGUCAGCUGUUUGUCGUUCGCGUCGCCUGAAUAAACCGGUAUGUCGGCGGCGGCGGCUGAGCCACCUGUUGCGACGGCACAGCAGUACGUCAGUGUUGAUAGUGCCGGCGCUGCGGUGGACGGUAACAUCGUUGACGAUAUGGAACCCGCCCCGGAAGAACGCGAUUUGGCCGAAGACGCCCGGUGGAAACUAAUUCAAAGGAAUACCUUUACGCGAUGGGCCAACGAACAUUUGCGGUCCGUCGAUAUGUUUAUCGACAAUUUAGAAACCGAUCUUAGUGACGGUCUUCGGUUAAUAGCCCUCGUCGAAGUUUUGAGCGGCAAACGGUUACCAUACGGUUACAGUAAAAAGCCGGCGUUCCGAUCACAGCGGUUGGAGAACGUGUCGGUUGUAUUGAAAUUUUUGGAAGAAGACGAACACAUAAAAUUAGUCAAUAUUGAUUCGUCAGACAUUGUCGACUGUAAGCUCAAAUUGAUCCUUGGAUUAAUAUGGACACUAAUUUUACAUUAUUCUAUCACAAUGCCUAUGUGGGGUGACGGCGACUACAACAGAGCACCCCAAGAAAAAGGGUUGUCCCCAAAACAAAGAUUGCUCAAUUGGAUUAAAAAUAAAUUACCUGAUGGUGUACCUGUUUCAAACUUCACCACAGACUGGAACGACGGUCGCGCUGUUGGCGCUCUCGUUGACGCCGUAGCCCCAGGCUUAUGUCCUAACUGGGCUGACUGGAAGAAAGGUCCCAAGGAAGAAGCAUUGAAAAAUGCUAAAGAAGCUAUGGAUCUUGCCGAUAAAUGGCUCGGUGUCAAGCAGCUUAUUAAACCUGAGGAGCUUGUGGGUGGUGCAGAUGAACAAUCGAUGAUGACAUACUUGUCUCAAUAUCCCAGCGCUAAAUUGAAACAAGGUGCGCCAAUUCGUCCUAGGACAAGUCGAAUAGCAGCACGAGUUUUUGGGCCUGGAGUGGAACCAACAGGUCCAGUUGCUGGUCAACAAACAUAUUUUACAAUCGACACAGAAGGAUCAAACGACAAAGGAAACGUUGAAGUUGUCGUAGAAAAUCCACAGGGUAAACGAGAACCAGUAAAUGUGGUACCAAAUAACAAUGGACGUAUAUAUACAGUAACUUAUACACCACUUAUGUCAGGACCAUACACAGUACAAGUUAAACAUGCUAGUGCCAAUGCUGCACGAUCACCAUACCGCGUUCAAGUAGCUGACCCUGUUGGCAAUCCAACCAAAGUUAAGGCCUUUGGACCCGGUUUGCAACCAGAAGGAGUAUUAGUUGCCAAACCGACUUAUUUUGAAAUACAUACCAAAGACGCCGGUGGAAAAGGAGUCCCCGAAGUUAUCAUCUUAGAUCCUGCUGGCCGUGAAAAUACUGUACACGCUAAAAUAACUAAACAAGCCGAUGGUGUUUACAAAUGCGACUACACAGCUAUUGCUCAGGGCGUACAUUCCAUCAACAUUUUUUAUGAUAAGCAACCUAUACCUCAUAGUCCUUUUACUGUACUUACAUCAAAUGCGUCUGAUGCUCGAAAAGUCCGUUGUUUCGGCCGAGGACUACAGUCACGAGGAGUUCGAGUAGGAGAUGAUGCCAAGUUCAAGAUUUUGACUGAUGGUGCUGGUGAAGGUGUGCCUGAAGUGAAUGUUAUCGGACCUGGAGGCAUUAAAGAACCGGUACUGAUGAAGAAAUCCACUGAUGAGCAUACGUAUGAUGUAAUGUACCAUCCAAGAAAACCAGGAAGGCAUGUGGUUAUGGUAACAUUUGCCGGUCAGGAAGUACCAAAAUCUCCAUUUGAAGUGCACGUUAUGUCUUACAAAGAAACUUUAAUUCGUGCCUAUGGACCGGGUCUCACGGGUGGCGUGGUUUCUUAUCCUGCUGUAUUUACCGUAGAUACAAAUGGCGAAACUGGUGCUCUAGGGUUCAGCAUAGAAGGUCCGUCAAAAGCAAAAAUCAACUGUAAUGACAACGGUGAUGGUUCAGCUGACGUUCAAUACUACCCCACUGCUCCAGGAGAGUAUGCUGUGCACGUCCUAUGUGACGAAGAGGAUAUACCAGGAUCUCCUUUUAUGGCCUAUAUUGUUCCAGCUCCUAACACAGAUUUCCAUCCUGAAAGAGUUAAAUGUUACGGUGAUGGAAUACACCCUAAUGGUGUAGAGCAGGGACAACGUACUCAAUUUACAGUCGAUACCAGAAAAGCCGGUACUAAAGCUCCAUUAGACGUUAAAAUAUAUGAUAAUGCUGGACACCUUGCUGCUGAACCAAUAAUGGUUAGAGAUAACAAAGAUGGAACCUUUGCUUGCGAAUAUGUACCAACAGCAGCGCCAGGAAAACAUACAAUUCAAGUAGCUUACGGUGAUGUUGCCGUACCUGAGAGCCCAUUCCGGGUUCCAGUAUCUCAGCCUGUAGAUGCUAAUCAGGUUCGGGUAUUCGGUCCUGGUGUGGCAAAAACUGGCAUAAAAUCCAAUGUGCCCACUCAUUUUACCGUUGAUUGUUCUAAUGCUGGUAUAGGUGAAUUAAAUGUUAACUUGGUAGAUAAUCGUGGAGUAGAUGUUCCUUUGAAAGUCAGUGAGAACGACGAUGGAUCUUUCCGUAUCGAAUACGUACCUCCAGCACCAGGUACGUACAAAUUACGUUGCACAUACGGAGGAGCUCCUGUACCCGGAUGCUGUCCUAUAGAAAUUAUGGCAUCCAAACCACCGGUAGAUGCUUCAAAAGUUCGUGUAGAUGGUCUUGAAACAGUGGCGGCAGUCAACAGCGUCCAAGAGUUCAGGGUGUGGACUCUUGAUGCGUGUCCAGGGGCUGCUGAAUUGGCUGUAAUGAUUACCGGCCCGUCCGGUGGUUCUGUAAAGGCGUACAUCGUACCCGUCGAUGGAGGAGGUUAUGCAGUGAGUUUUACGCCCAUUGAAUCCGGAGAGUAUCAGUUAAGCAUAACGGUGGCCGGAGAGACGGUAGUCCGCCAACACCGAGUGCGGUGCGUGCCGGCCGCCGGUGACCCAUCGAAAGUUUCAGCGUAUGGACCGGGUCUUAACCGCGGCCGUGUCGAUUGGCCAGCGCAGUUCACUGUAGAUACUAGAAAAGCUGGUGGUCGGGGCGGACUUGCCGUUACCGUAGAAGGGCCAUGCGAGACGGCCAUUGCGUGUCGUGAUAAUGGCGAUGGAACUUGCGCGGUUGCGUACACGCCUCGUAUGCCUGGCGACUACGCCGUUAAUGUCACGUUUGAUGAUCAACCAAUUCCUGGUUCACCGUUUAACGCCUUGGUACUUGGUAACCCAGCCCCAAACGUCAAAGUAUCCGGCAACGGUAUACAACCCUACGGAGUAUUUUUGGACUCACCCGCCGAUUUUAUAGUCGACUGUCGAGCUGUUAACACAUCUAGUCUAGGUAAAGGUCUACCAGGAAUUGUUACAUGUACCGUUACAAAUCCGUCAGGAGCUCGCACCGACACUUUGGUUGCUCCUCAAGGUGACGGCACAUAUCGCAUCAGCUAUACACCAUUUGAAGAAGGACCACACACUGUAGAGAUAUUCUAUGAUGGAGCUCCAGUAGUUGGAUCUCCAUUUACAGUUAAUGUAAAACGUGGUACAGACGCUUCUAAAUGUAGAGCUCAUGGUUUAGGACUUACCAAAGGCAUAUUAAAUUCAAUUAAUUCAUUUACAGUCGAAACUAGAGGAGCUGGAACUGGCAGUUUAGGUUUAGCUAUUGAAGGACCAUCUGAAGCGAAGAUGACAUGUCGAGAUAAUCGAGAUGGCACUUGUUCAGUUGAUUAUAUACCGACCGAACCUGGUGAGUAUGAUAUAAGCAUCAAAUACGCAGAGAAACAUAUCCCAGGAUCACCAUUUAAAAUAGGAGUCGACCGUAUAGUUGAUGCAAACAAGGUUAUUGUUACUGGUCAUGGUCUUAACUCUAAGUAUUGUAGAGAUGAUACACCCGCAACGUUCAAGGUAGAUGCUACGCAAUCUGCUCGAGGACAUUUAGAUGUAAAAAUGACAACCGACAGAGGACCUUUAAAACAAAGACCCAUUGUUAAUGAUAAAGAAGAUGGCACAUACGAAGUCACAUUUACUCCUGGACCCGAAGGUGCUUUACUUACAGCUAACGUAUUGUACAAUGGAGUUCCCGUACCAAAUAGCCCGUUUAAAGUUCGUGUACGACCUAAGUUCGAGUUAGAUAAAGUGAAAAUACAAGGGCCCGGUGUGUCAGAUGGAGGAGUAGGUGUAAAAGCUUCAGUGCCAACAUACUUUGUAGUCGAUGCCACCGAGGCUGGUACCGGAAAACUGGACGUGCGGAUUGUUGGACCAGACGGAUACCCAAGACAUGUAGAUGUUGAUAAAGUCGAUCAGAAUUUAUACAAAUGCAAAUAUACUCCUGAUGACUGUGGUAAUUAUUCCAUUGAAGCUUUGUAUGGAGGCACUCGGUUACCUGGUACCCCAAUUGCGGUUCAGUGUCACCCCACAGGAAACGCUUCAGAUUCUGUGGAUUCAAUUGCUGUCAGCAAACAACUCCCUAGAGAAUUUGCAGAACAAGUGCGGAUAGACGAACAUUUCGUCCAACGGUCAAGGACCUCAUCAGCUACAGAAUACAGGCCAGUGGCUUUGGAUAAAAUACCAAUACCCUCUUGUGCAGGAGGCAAUUUAACUGCUGAUAUCAAAAUGCCAAGUGGUAAAAUUGACAAGCCUUCCAUUGAAGAUAACCAUGAUGGUACUGUUUCUCUCAAAUAUGGACCUAAAGAAGAAGGACUUCACGAGCUCUACGUUAAGUACAAUGGUGAAAACGUCCAAGGAUCGCCUUUCAAAUUCCACGUUGAUUCCAUAACUAGUGGAUAUAUAACAGCAUAUGGUCCGGGACUAACUCAUGGCGUUAGUGGUGAACCAUCUAACUUCACCAUAUUUACCAAGGGCUCGGGCGCUGGUGGCCUUUCACUAGCUGUAGAAGGACCUAGUAAGGCAGAUAUCAGUUGUCACGAUAACAAAGAUGGCACUGUUUCCGUUACUUACUUACCGACAGCACCAGGCGAAUACCGUAUUUCUGUUAAGUUUGGCGAAAAACAUAUCAAAGGCAGUCCUUACGUUUCUAAAGUUACUGGCGAGGGGCGUAAAAGAAAUCAAAUAUCAGUCGGAUCAUGUAGUGAAGUAUCGCUUCCCGGAAAAGUCCUGGAUAAGGACUUUAGAUUAUUAAAUGCUUCCAUUCAAGCGCCUAGUGGUUUAGAGGAACCUUGUUUUGUCAAACGCUUGCCUAAUGGAAACUUAGGUAUAUCUUUUACACCAAGAGAAAUUGGUCAACAUACGGUGUCCGUAAAAAAAAUGGGGCAACACAUUGUUAAUUCGCCAUUCAAAAUAACUGUAGGAGAACGAGAAGUAGGUGACGCUAAGAAAGUUAAAGUUUCUGGAAACGGAUUGAAAGAAGGCAAGACUCAUAUUGAAAACCAAUUUUCAGUAGACACAAGGAAUGCAGGUUACGGUGGUUUAUCGUUAUCAAUCGAGGGCCCUAGUAAAGCGGAAAUUCAAUGCAAGGAUAAAGAAGACGGUACUUUGGAUAUAUCAUAUAGACCAACCGAACCAGGAUAUUAUAUCGUCAAUUUAAAAUUUGCUGAUCACCAUGUCGUUGGAUCACCAUAUACAGUUAAAGUGACAGGUGAAGGAAGCAAUUGUCAGCGAGAAAAGAUUGAACGAAAACGAGAUGCUGUACCUCAAACUGAAGUGGGCAGCAAUUGUAAACUUACUUUUAAAAUGCAAAAUGUGUUGCCUUUUGAUUUGUCAUCAACAGUUACCUCACCAGGUGGUAUCACUGAAGAUGCUGAAGUUAAUGAAAUCGAAGAUGGUCUAUUUGCCGUACACUUUGUUCCAAAAGAACUAGGAGUCCAUACAGUGUCUGUUCGCUACAAGGAUAUUCAUAUACCUGGAUCACCAUUCCAAUUCACCGUUGGUCCUCUUAGUGACGGUGGAGCCCAUAGAGUACAUGCUGGAGGUUCCGGCUUGGAACGCGGAGAACAAGGACAGCCAUGCGAGUUUAACGUUUGGACACGUGAAGCUGGACAAGGCUCGCUGGCCAUAUCCGUAGAGGGACCUAGUAAGGCUGAAAUCGAUUUUAAAGAUAGAAAAGAUGGGUCGUGUUACGUGAGUUAUACUGUCAGUGAACCUGGCGAGUACCGAGUAGGAAUAAAAUUCAAUGAUCAGCAUAUACCUGACUCACCAUACAAACUGUUCAUGUCACCAGCACAAGGGGAUGCGCAUAAACUUGAAAUUGCUCAGUUCCCUACAUCUGGCGUUACCGUAGAUUAUCCAGCGCAAUUCCUUGUCCGCAAAAACGAAGCCGUCGGUCACUUAGACGCCAAAGUGGUAGCACCUUCAGGUUCGGAAGAUGACUGUUUUAUUCAGAAUAUAGACCAAGAUAUGUACUCAGUACGUUUUAUGCCCCGUGAGAACGGCGUACACAACAUUCAUGUCAAGUUCAAUGGUGUACACAUUCCAGGUUCGCCGCUCCGUCUUAAAGUCGGUAAAGGCGAUGCCGACCCUGCAGCUGUUCAUGCAUCAGGUCCCGGUUUAGGUGAUGUUAAAACAGGUCAUAAGACUGACUUCCUAGUUGACACGUGUAGUGCAGGUGCCGGGACUUUAGCAGUCACCAUUGAUGGACCAAGCAAAGUAUCUAUGGAUUGUACAGAAGUGGAAGAAGGUUACAAGGUUAGGUACACACCUUUAGUACCAGGAGAUUACUAUAUCAGUCUUAAAUACAAUGGAUAUCACAUAGUUGGUUCACCAUUCAAAGUCCACUGUACAGGUGACGAUCUAGCUGAACGCGGUCCUCAAGAAACGAGCUCUGUUGUAGUGGAAACUGUUCAUAAAGUAUCCAAAAGUGGAAAAAUUGGAGGUAGUGCGGCUAUAUUACCACAUUUCAAAUCAAAUGCGUCCAAUGUGACAAGCAAAGGAAUGGGUUUAAAAAAAGCUUACAUAGGAAAGCAAAAUUUGUUCAACGUCAGUGCGUCUGAUGCAGGCAAUAACAUGCUUUUUGUUGGAAUGUAUGGUCCAAAAGGACCAUGUGAAGAAAUUUACAUCAAACAUAUGAAACAAAACAAUUAUCAGGUAUCUUAUGUGGUCCGUGACCGAGGUGAAUAUAUUUUGUUGAUCAAGUGGGGUGAUGAACACAUACCCGGAUCGCCGUUCAAAAUAGAGGCUUAAUUAAGAAAUUAAAGUUUGGAUGUUUAUCAAAGAGAGGGAAAAAAAGAUCUUUUUUAUUGUCAUUGCCAAACAAUAUUUUUUCGUCGUCAAUUCAAUAAUUCUAUAAAUUAUAUUCAGUUAUUUGUAAUAAAAAUCAACGAACCAAUUAUUGUAACUAUGAGCAUUUUAAAAAGGUCUUUUUAUACCUUUAAUGCUUAAUCACUAUUCAGCGAUCAACUAACCUUUUUAUCAUUAUAUGUACCACAGUUAUAUAUGUAUUAAUAAUAUAGUGUAAAUAUAUUUAUUA